AUGCAUCGACCAAACACAAAGUCUCCUCUGAGUUCUCUUCCCGCCACGCCCAUUCGCACCUCAUCAGCAAGACGUCAUCUAGGCACCAAUUACAAACUGAGCUCGCUAAAUGCGGCCAUUUUACUUAUGGGCAAACUCCCACGCUUGAGCGCUCUGUGCUUGGUGUCUCCCAUCAUGGAACCCCUUGCCAAAAAGAUAUUCAAGGGAGUUAUAUUUCUGGAGGUGGCCGGUGUUUUUGGAGCCUAUACUUUAUUCCAUAAAAUGAAUGCAAGCCAAGAUUUCAGGCAUACAAUGAAUAGAAAAUUCCCCUCAGUUUUGGAAAUAUACUAUAAAUCAAAUGAAUGGGCAGGCAUAUAUGGCAUUCGGGAACAAGAUGCUGAAGCAUGGACUAUAAAGAAAGAUUGAUGUAAAGCCUCCAACGCUGGUGCUUCCAUGAUUGCUUUCAAAUUGCAAGAUCUACUCUUUAGAAACAUAUACUGGGAAUAUUUGGCUAGUAUCUAGCUAUUCUGUUAAGAGACAGAUGCAUUAAAAUAUAUGUUUCUUGUAUACAUGUAUACGUCAUUGAAAAGUUUUUGUCAAUUUCUAGGCUAUUUGUUAUGCACAGAAUCCAGGAUUUGGUUAAAUAAUCAGAUGAAAUCCAGAACUGUUUAAAAACUCAAGAUUUGCAAAGGUUUAUAUAGAGGUGGUUUGCUUCAUAGAAUUAUGUCAUGGGAUUCUACUGAAUAAUUUUUUUUUUUCUAAUAUGUGUUUUUUUUUUUUUGUGUAUAAUCGGAUAUUCAUUUUAUGUGCUUUCCUGCUCUUUGCUGAGCCUAGGCGAGCAGCUUUGCUUAUGAACAUGGGCAGUGCUCCACAAUAUGCAUACACAGUUGUAAUCUUAGGCAGCUGAUGUAUAAAGAGCUUCUGUAGACUCUUCAUGCAUGCACAUUAGCCAAAGAUUCCAAUGAUGUGUGUGCAUGUGAAAGAGUGUUUGCCAGUCUAGGCUCAGUGAGGAGAAACCCUACAUCAUAAAUAAAAAAUGUUUAUUUUA
Xenopus laevis (African clawed frog) is the source of this 1027-nucleotide messenger RNA. RefSeq names its product protein CEBPZOS (gene cebpzos.L). The record is from RefSeq and is a predicted model, not a curated record. The coding region runs from base 1 to 405 and encodes 134 amino acids. NCBI's taxonomy places the organism in Eukaryota, Metazoa, Chordata, Amphibia, Anura, Pipidae. The transcript is spliced from 6 exons.